GGGUCUCUUGUAGCCCAGGCUGUUCUCCAACACUAUGUAUGACCCUGGAUUCCUGGGCUUCGUGCCUCUACUCUAGGAGUCCUGGGAUUACAGGCAGGAUCCACCACACCGGGUUUAUAUGCGUGGUAGGAUCGAACCCUGGGCGUUGUGCAUGUUAGGCACUCUAUUAACAGACCUACAUCCACAGCCCUGGAAUGACAGAUGAGGAGGUGGGGAGCUGAGCGCCUGGCUCAGGAAGUUUUCUCAAAGCCACCAAACAGUCACGCAAAGCCCCAGACCAUGAACCAGAGCCCGGGGCGCAGCGACUUGUGGUGGUUAAGAAUUAAGUACCUAUCCACCCAUCCGCCACAGGUCUGCACUCAGCAAAAACGCUCGUCGCCUGAGGUUCAGGCCAUGUACUCCUACGUCUGCCUGCCGCCAGGGGAGGGCGUGUGGCCUCGGCUGCAGACCCUCACCUACACCUACCUCCCCGCCCCUCUGCUGCUGCCGCCCAUCCACACCCACAACUUCUGCAGCCGGCCGGCAGCGGAAUUCCGCUGCUUCCACGGUGCGGGCGCGGCUCUGGGCUCCACGCCGCCCUGGUGGCCCUUCCUGCCGCCGGGUGCCGCCACCCUUGGCUCCUCGUCGUCCGCCGCCGCCGCGGCCGGCGCGCAUGCACCAUCCCAGCCCGCGCCCGACGCCGAGCGCCGGGCACCGUGGCCCGAGGGCGGCAGCCUGCAGUUGCAGCUGCGCUGGGGACGCGUGGAGCGCACGCGGGGACCGGCCCUGCCGCUGCCAGACGCGGUGCGCCGCGACUUGCGGCGCGUGUACGGCACCUACCCGCGCACCGACGUGCGCGUCACCCAGCGCGGCGGCCAGUUCCUGGUGCGCGCCGCGCCGCGCGUGGGCGAGCCCGAGUACCGGGUGGCGCGGCGCGUUAUGCAUCGGCCGGCCGGCCGCGACGACGCGGACAGCGGGGACAGCCGGGCCGCUCCGGAGCCGGGGCAGCGUGGCCGCCCCAGGAAAAAGCAAGGUCUGCGCUGA
Phodopus roborovskii (desert hamster) is the source of this 1023-nucleotide messenger RNA. RefSeq names its product chromosome unknown C10orf95 homolog (gene CUNH10orf95). The transcript has a single exon. Lineage: Eukaryota; Metazoa; Chordata; Mammalia; Rodentia; Cricetidae. The coding region runs from base 202 to 1023 and encodes 273 amino acids. The record is from RefSeq and is a predicted model, not a curated record.